CGGAAAUUCAUAAUGAACCGGAAAUCAUGGAGCGCCUCAUGACAGUGAAAUCGGAGAUUUCACUGCACAAUAUAUCCAGCAGAUGUGUUAUAAUGCCCUAUUCCUCAUCUCUUCUCAGAAUCUCAAUUCAUAUCCUUUAUGCACGUCUUCACUGUCACGUUUAAUAAUUUAAUUCUCCGCUCAGACACUUGACAAAAUCGCAAGGAUUUCUCAGACAAAAAAUGUAUCUACAUGCAUUCCUGGCAGUUAUAACUGCACCUUUAGUCCUGGCAGCGCCAGCCCCGGUUCCAGCAGCUUUCCCACAACCACAGCUUAUAGGAGAUCCCGUAAUAGGUCUUGUGUCAAGCGCCGGGAAUGCAGUCCUUGAUAUUGGUAGUUUGUCCUCGGCCAUUCCCGCAGUGUUAUCUGACAGUGGGGAAGUAUUGACCGCUGCGAAUUUGGUCGUAGGGGCAAUUGCAAAUGGAACGAUUUUGGGUACUGACGUACCAGUCAUUGCUAGGAAAUUAUUUUCAGCCGCUCAACCUACAGCCAAACCAAGUAGUGUUUCUCAAGCAUUGAGUUGGGCAGCUGGUGCUUGGGGUGUAUCUGAUCCUUCUGCUUCCCCAACUCCACCAGCAAAUAUUCUCUCAACUGCUUUGGAACUUGUUCUUGAUGGUUUUACUUCCAGUGAUCUACAAGCUGUCAUAUCUGGUGCUAGCUCAUCUACCAACUCUGUCAAUAACGUGAAUAAUCCAGUGCCUCCCAACAAGAGAUUCUACAAUAACGUAUAUGGCAAUGCACGAUUUUCUGUCGACGAAAAACUCUCAGGGCUGCAAUUUACAUUCCUCCUGGAUUUAACUGGGGCAAGAAGCAACCCGUUAUCAUGUCGCCUGGCACGGGCGCAUUUGGCUAUGGCACGCAAACUUCUUGCUACAACCAGCUAUGCCGACCCAGUAUAUUUAAACAUACCAUUUGCUUUGCUUGACGAUGCACAGACCAAUGCAGAAUAUGUAGCUUAUGCGCUUCAAUACUUCUAUGCCAUGACUUCGCGAAAAGUUGCUAUCGUCACAUGGUCUCAAGGAUCUCUCAAUGCCCAAUGGGCCUUUAAAUAUUGGCCAUCAAUCCCAAAAACUGUCACAGACCACAUCGCCAUCUCACCUGAUUACCAUGGUACAAUCUUAGCUUACAUUCUCUGUCCCGGAUUCGAAAGCGGAAACGACAUUGCGUGUACUCCUUCCGUCCUCCAACAGCAAUAUCAAUCCAAUUUUGUCAAUAGACUCCGCUCCAACAACGGCGAUUCCGCUUAUGUUCCCACCACUACCGUCUACUCUGUCACAAACGAAAUCGUCCAACCACAAAGCGGAACCGCUGCCUCGGGUUUCCUGCAAGAUGCUCGUGGCGUCGGCGCUUCAAAUACUUUUCUUCAAGGAGCAUGCUUAGGACUUCCGGCCGGAAUGCUGUAUACUCAUGCAGGCGUGUUAUUCAAUCCCGUCGCUUAUGCAUUGGUAACAGAUGCGUUGCAAAACGAUGGGCCGGGAUCGUUUGAUCGGGUUAACGAUCAGUGUGGGAAUCUUGUCGCGCCGGGGAUUAGCUUGGCUGAUGUUAUUGAGACUGAAGCGUUGAUUCCGCUGGUGGCGCUUAAUAUUUUUGCGUAUGAGAAGAGAGUUACUAAUGAGCCUGCGUUGAUGAGUUAUGCUACGUAUUGAGUGGUGGUUUGAGAGAGGAGUUCCAGAAAGAUGGAUAUGAAUUAUGAUGAUUUUCUUGAGCGAGUUUGUUUCUUGUAUAUAUUGGAGUGCGCAGAAAUUUAUGAUCGGCUAGCAAUUAUUUGGAAUGGUUCACUGUUCUUUUCGUAUAUACUAUGGACAUGGAUGGAGUCUUGGGAGUUGUUAAUGAGCGAAAGGGACCGGUAACGGAGAGAGAAGGGGUUGGACAUACGUAUCAGUUUGUAAUCAUAAUCUAAAGUACAAUUUUUUAU
Molecule: messenger RNA, 1954 nt
Organism: Botrytis sinoallii
Lineage: Eukaryota; Fungi; Ascomycota; Leotiomycetes; Helotiales; Sclerotiniaceae
Exons: 5
Coding region: 222-1685 (487 amino acids)
Source: RefSeq, a predicted model, not a curated record